CGUCAAGCCGUGGGUGGUGGAAAACCUGCAGACGAGAGAGUGGCUGGAGCGCACCAGCUACGGCGGCUUUGUGGCGGUCACUUGCCGUCGGCAGGAUGGACAUGAGUCCUCCUUUGCCCUGGGGGAGGACGACGCCUCUCUCAUUGAGACCUACUUCAAAAAAGUCAGGUCAGGCGUUGUAAGGGGCAACAAGAUGGUCGGGACCCAUCUCUUCCUCUACCGCUCUGGGGCCGUCAUCGCCAGCGCUCACGUGGAGUUGAGCCGCCUUCAUCGCCACUACAACCUGCCGGCCGUCUCCAGCCAGGACGCGUGCCUCAUUGCCGCGCGGGAUGCCAGUCUCCUUCCCCAGGCAGAAAUGGGAGCACUCCUGGCCUACCUGGGAGUUGGCCAGGAUGAGCAGGAUCUCACAUCCAACCCCUCAUCAGUUGGCGUUGGUGGCCACCAACCUGAACAGUUUGGCCGGCAGCCCCUCUGGCCGCCAUCAAGCGCGCAAGCGGCCGCGGGAAACCAGCCCCGAGGAGAGCACAGAUGUGGGCGCUUUUUUCCAGGAGUUUCCUGUGACCCUGGACGGCCAGGCGCCCACCAAGAAGCAGAGGUGGGACAAGAGCUUCUCCGCGGACAGGGCGCUGUAUGACUUGUGGAGGACGCACCAGCGAAAGCUCCGGCGCACACAUCUACUCGCCUACUGGACCCGAAAGAAGCCGUCCGUUGUGACGGUCCAGGGCUACAUCAAGAGGUCUGGCUGGAGGUCCAACUGCGUCUCUGCCCGGGAGGUUGUGGAGGGCUGGACUCCGCCACCCAAAGUGGGUCUGACCAAUGACCCGGACCUGAUCGGGCACAUCAGGAACCAGAGCUGGCCCGGGCUCACCAUCGCAGAGAGCAAAAUCCCCAGAGCAGGCAACGGUGUCUUUGCCACCAAGGACUUUGCCAGAGGCACCGUCGUCUGCGACUACCAUGGCCCGGUAGUCAGCGCCGAAGAGGGCAUGCGCGUGCUGGAGGCCCUGCAACCUGGCGAGGGGAGCUAUGUCUUCUUUUUCAAGGCUGGGGAGCAGAGGCUCUGUGUUAAUUCACAAGUAGCGCCUUGCCAGUGCCACCCGGACAGAGCCACCUUUGGGAAGAUGAUUAAUCACUCCACCAAACGGCUGAAUGUGAAAGGGGUGGUUUUCCAAGUCCCGGGGGAGGACCGCCCCGUUUUUCUCAUUAAAGCCGCACGGGACAUUAAGGCCGGCGAGGAGCUCUUGAUUGACUACGGGGUGACCCAAAGGUCAUUUGGUGGGGAGGCUCAGGGUCUUUCGUGGCUGGACAAUUAGCCGGUGAGCAGGGAUGGCACGGUAGGUCUGGUGCCGGACCCGUUCCGGAGGGCUGUUCCCCCUGCGUGCCUGCACAGAGCGAAAGACAUCAGCGACCCCUCCGCUCUCACCGUGGUCGUGGUGGGGUUUUGCUGGAACUUCGUGUGUCACACACAGCUGGGUUGUGUGUGUUUUGCGUGCGUGCGUGUGUUUUUUUUUGUUCUACAGAGUUUGCAGUGAUGUUAUAUUUUU
Messenger RNA from Fundulus heteroclitus (mummichog), 1541 nucleotides. RefSeq lists its product as uncharacterized. Bases 330 to 1310 code for a protein of 326 amino acids. Gene Ontology annotation, molecular function: protein binding. Lineage: Eukaryota; Metazoa; Chordata; Actinopteri; Cyprinodontiformes; Fundulidae. The transcript is spliced from 7 exons. The record is from RefSeq and is a predicted model, not a curated record.